AUGCGCUUUUCUCUGACUUUUGCGUCCUUACUCUCCUCGGUGUUUGUCUGCACGGCCGCUGCCGCAGAUGCCAUCUCUCAAGCUGCACUGGCAUCUUCAGUCUCAGCAUCGAUGACUUCUGCAGUCACGAUAUCCAAUACUCAAGCUACCGAGACUUUACCACUGACUACCAGCACCGCGAGUUCGUCCCAGCCCACUGCUACCGGCGUCCAAGACAUCAAUCUCAUUCGGGAGCGCCGUUUGACAUCGAUUAUAUCCGGGCUCUCGGGCUCUAGCGAUGGAAUUGCAGGCUGGCUUGCUUCUCUCGACUCUGACGGUAAAUGGCCCGAUGUGAACUAUGCCACAGGAUGUGCUGCCCAGCGCGCCAACUGGCCGGCCAGAGAUCACUGGGCCCGAUUGAUUACUAUGGCUGGCGCUUGGCAUGGUGGACUUCCCGGUGUCAGCGAGUACGUCAAAGAUGCCAGCCUCGAAUCCGCCAUCCUUCUUGGGAUGAGAUGGUGGUUCGAUCGCGAUUUCACCAACCCUGCAUGCUUGGACAAUGGUGGCAGUGCAAGUUGCCCGUGCAACUCCACAGAGACCCUACUUUGGAAUACGAAUUGGUACAGUAAUGUCAUCGGAGUACCGCAGUUGGUGGUGGACGUGUGUCUCAUUAUGGGAACAGAUGUUCUUACUGAUGCAGAUGAGAGCCACUGUAUGCUCAUGUCGACUCGUUCAUACGGUGCUUUCGCUCGACAUGCGAGCUACAUGACUGGAGCCAAUAUCCUGGAUGUAGCCAAGAUCGGAAUAGACGCAGGGCUUUUGUCUUCGAAUGAGUCUUUUGUCGCCGAUGCUUAUAGUAAAAUUCACCAAGAACUUUCCAUCAAAGACGGUAUCAUGGUAGAUGGCAUUAGGUCUGACGGUAGUUUUGGUCAGCACGGGGGCUUGCUCUAUAACGGAAAUUAUGGCACUGUCUACUCCAACGAUGUUAUGGACCUUGAACUUGCAGCAGCAGGAACCCAAUUUUCGGCGAGUUCUGCUUCCAGGACCGCCUUAGCCAAUCUUUUUGAUGGGGACAAAUGGAUGAUUGUUUACAAUGCGAUUAAUGGUGUACUUCACUGGGAUUUUUCUGUUCUUCCGAGAUUCAUCAGCUUUCCUGUCAUCGACGGACAGGCCACUGCUGACAUUGGAAUGAAUUUAACGGCGGUCGAGGAAUUGGGUAAUGAAUGGAUGUCAAGUACGCUAACAGAUUUUGGAGCCAGUUUAAGCGACUAUGAUCUAGCACACGCUAAUGCUGGAAACCUUAUUGGCAACCGUAUGUUUUACGCCAACGAUUACAUGGUUCAUCGUGGUAAAGAGUAUGUCACGACUCUUAAGAUGUUUUCUUCGAGAACAAAAAACACCGAGUGUACCAAUUCGGAAAACCCAUUCGGAUUCCACCUUUCAGAUGGUGUCCGUUACACAUACCUCAAUGGCAACGAGUAUGAAGACAUCGCUGCGGCUUGGGAUUGGAACCUCAUUCCAGGAAUCACUGUUGAUUAUAACGCAACGGUGUUGAGCUGCUCGAGCAGUCAGUUCACUGGACUACAAGCUUUCGUGGGUGGGGUGUCAGAUGGUCAAGCUGGUGUUGCAGUUAUGCGGUAUCUGAACCCUUCCACGAAGCUGCUGAGCUGGCAGAAGGCCUGGUUCUUCCUCGAAGACGAUGUACAGCACGUCAUGGUCGCCAAUAUCUCGUCCAAAAGCAAUGCACCAGUCUAUUCUGUCCUAGAUCAAAAGCGUUACGUCGGACCAUUAGUGGUAGACGAGUACGAUGAAGCUGGGUCUGUGACAGGGGCUAGAUCAUUGUGGCAUGGAAAUGUUGGUUAUGUCCUCGAUCCACAGGAAUCCACAUCGAUCUCUUUCAGCGUCGAGGAGAAACGCGGUAAUUGGUCAUCAAUUGGCAUAUCUACUCAGCCUCCUGCGGAUGUCACGCUUUUCACGGCGUGGCUACAGCAUGAUUCUUUGAAUUCCUCUUCAUCGUAUACGGCUUUCCCUGGUACAUCCCUUGACGCUUUCCUUUCCAAGAGCCGCCAAUUCUCUCUUCAGUCCGCUCAGAACGAUGCACAGGUAUCAGCAAUCUAUGACCAGGCCCACGAAACGGUCUUUGCCGUCUUUUGGAACGAAAAUGGUGGCUCUACAAAGCUCGAUGUUUCUCUUCCCAAAUAUUCCGAAGCCCGCUCUCUUUCUAUCACGGCAAACGGUAACAUUGCACUCAUUUAUGAUCAACGAACCGACUUUAUUACGGUCUCUGACCCCUCGCAAACGCUUACCGCAGUGGAGAUCACCUUCGUUUUUACAAGGGGCGAGAAGGAGACGCAAACGAAAAGCUUGGUAGUGGCUUUUCCGACAGGUGGCUUGGCGGGAAGCAGUGUUUUCCAACGAAUCUGA
Messenger RNA from Desarmillaria tabescens, 2403 nucleotides. RefSeq names its product polysaccharide lyase family 8 protein. Bases 1 to 2403 code for a protein of 800 amino acids. Gene Ontology annotation, molecular function: carbohydrate binding; lyase activity. Gene Ontology annotation, cellular component: extracellular region. NCBI's taxonomy places the organism in Eukaryota, Fungi, Basidiomycota, Agaricomycetes, Agaricales, Physalacriaceae. The record is from RefSeq and is a predicted model, not a curated record. Gene Ontology annotation, biological process: carbohydrate metabolic process. The transcript has 12 exons.